AGGGAAUGAAAGAGUGAGGGGUGAUGUCAAACCAGCUGAGCUCAGAAAGUAAACAGCGAUCAAGAAGACAGCAGCAUGCCUUCAGCGGCACGGCUGCAGAGACAGAGCCAGCGGCAAAGCUGCAUGCUCCUUCACACCUCCCUGCUCUUCAUCCUCCUUCUCAUCUUCCUCCUGAUCUCUUCAGGGAUGACAUGGCCACAUGACUACAGAUACCUGUAUAACUUUUGCCCUGGCCCGGAGUGGAAUGUAAUGUGUAGAGCAUGCUGUGAAUAUGAUGUAAUCCGAUGUAAAUGCCCUGUUCAGGGUACACAAGUGGGAUAUGCUGUUCCAUGCUGCAGGAAUGCUCGCCAUGAAUGCGACCCCUGCAUCAUCCACCCAGGCUGCAGCAUUUUUGAAAACUGCAAGCGGUGCAAUAACGGGACAUGGGGGCCAAGGGAUGAUUUCUUCAUCAAGGGACAAUACUGUGCUGAGUGCCGUCCUGGGUGGUCUGGUGGAGACUGUAUGAAAUGCGGUGGUGUGAUCAGGAAGAGGCAAGGUCAUCUGGUUUUGGAAAGUUACCCCACGAAUGCCCGCUGUGAGUGGAUUCUGCAGGUUAAUCAGCCUUUCACUGUAGAACUCAGGUUUAUGAUGCUAAGCCUGGAAUUUGACCAUAGCUGUCGCUAUGACUAUGUGGAAGUCAGAGAUGGUGACAGUAUAAACUCUCAAGUGAUUGGUCGAUUCUGUGGAAAUGAACGCCCCCCUCCGAUCCAUAGCACUGGCAAUUCCUUGCACAUACUCUUUGUUUCUGAUGGCUACAAGAACUUUGAUGGUUUGUUUGCCAUCUUUCAGGAGAACUCGGCAUGCACCUCCUCCCCCUGUCUGCAUGAUGGUACGUGUAUAUUGGACACUUCUCACUCCUUUCACUGUGCAUGUCUGGCCGGUUACACAGGCAAGAGAUGUGAAUAUGUGUUGGAAUGUAAGAGGCCUAUGGCACCGGACCAUGGGGCAGUGUCAAGUUUGGAUGUAAGGGUUGGCGGUCAGGCUGUAUUUGUCUGUGAUCCAGGUUUCACCCUAAAAGGCUUUCACAUGGCCACUUGUUUGCUGGAUGGCUCAUGGAGCAGAUCAAUUCCAUACUGUGUACCUGAAAAGAACUGUGGCAUCCCUCCGAAGCCAUCACAUGGAGACCAUUUCCUGGUAUAUGGUCCAAACGAUGUGCUCAUUGCAUUACAGUAUCUGUGUUAUAGACCAUACACUCUUUUUGGAAAUCCUCAAAGAACCUGCCUGGGCAACAACACAUGGAGCGGAACAGCACCCACCUGUGUCAAAGAGGGCAUCAUCCCAGUUCCAGAUAAUGAAAAGGACAUAUUAAAAGGUUCAGACAUUGGAAAAGACAAACAAACUGACUUCACAGAUAAGAGUGAAGUAGAGAAAGAGAAGACUCCAGACAAAACAGUUAGUCUUGAAAUUCCGAUAAGUGGGAAAGACAAGAUUGGAUUAGACACAGACAUUAAUAAAAGCCAAGAGGUGGAGAAAGGCAAAGACUUUGUAAAGGAAAAACCUACAGUUGGACGCAAGGACAAAAUCAUUGGUAAGGAGUCUGAAGAUAUCAUGAACACUGUCCGUAAAAAAGACUCAGAUAAUGGAAAAAUUGUUCACUACUUGGACAAAGAUGGCGAUUUGGACAGUGCAGAAAAAGUUGUAAUAGACACAACUAAUGAACUGGACACGAACAUUGUAGAUGUUGUACUAAUUGAUGACAAAAGCACCAAUAAAGAGACCAGCAUACACAAGGCUACUGAAAAAGAUAACAAAGAAACAGCGACUGAAAUACCACUGUACACAAUAGUUAGCCUGAGAAAAGAUGAGAAAGAUGUGAAUAUCCCCUAUAAAAUAGACUUUUCAAGCACAACUAACACCACUGAGUCUGUGGAUAGCAAUGAUAUAGAGGAAAACCUGCAGACACUGCUCCCUAAAGAAACACCAAAGAUUCAACCAGAAGCCCAUACAGAUAACAGCACAGAGAGUGCCAUUGUCCCAACACAGUAUCCUACCACUGAGAGUGUUACAGCUGGGGAGUCACAGCAAGGUGUGCCCCAGGGAAAAAAGACAGUACCGGACUCAGAAAGUUCAGUCAAAGAAAAGACUGAUAUGAGUACAAGAGACGAAAUGGAGAACCAACACGCUGAAAAAGCAGUGGAAAACCUCAGCAUUAUCGAGGCUGAGGGCAGGAAAUGUCCUCCACCCCCUCGACUAUACCAUGGUUUCUACGAGUGGUUACCUGGCACAGAUCCAGAGAUAGUGGAGUUCUCCUGCAACCACUCAUAUGCUCUGAGUGGCGCUGCUCGCAGGAUCUGCCAGCCUAAUGGCACCUGGAGCGAUUCUCAGCCCAUCUGUGUGCGAGCCUGUCGGGAGCCCAAAGUGUCGGUUCUGGUGAGACAAAAAGUCCUGCCGCCACAUGUCUCAUUCAGGCAAACACCUGUGCACAAGUUUUACUCUGCCUCUGGCUUGGCAAAACUCUUCACCCCAGUCAGUCCAACUAAAGGACCCCCGUCUUUGCCUCCACUCUCUGAGGGUUUCCACCAUCUUUACACACACAUUGAGUAUGGGUGCACCUCACCCUACUACCAUCACAGUGGAAGCACACGUAGAACAUGCCUCAAGACUGGCAAGUGGAGUGGCCGCCAUGUCUCCUGCUCACCAGUAUGUGGCAAGCUGCCGAACUUUGACCCACAGAAUCCAGCAGCCACUCAUUGGCCAUGGCUGGUUGCUAUCUACCGACGAUCUGCCCAAGAUUCAGGAGAAAAGCUGGGGAAAGCAACUAGCCCGGGAAAGGACAUGGAUCUGAUGUAUGAGGAAGAUGAUAUGUCUUUAGAAAACUGGCAGCUAGUUUGUAGUGGAGCUCUGCUCAACCAGCGUAGUGUGGUGGUGGCUGCCCACUGCGUCACUGAUCUUGGAAAAGUCUACCCACUGGACGUGUCUAAAAUACGGGUGGUGUUGGGAAAACAUUAUCGCAGUGACCUGCGCCAGACUAAAAGCUUGCAACACCUCAGGGUAUCUUCCAUCACUGUUCACCCUAAUUAUGACCCUCUGGUACUAGACUCUGACCUGGCUUUCCUCAAACUGCUGGAUAAAGCUCGUAUCGGCGAACAUAUCCUUCCCAUCUGCCUUCCAACAGCCCAUGAUGCAGAAAUAGAGGCUCUUCCCAGAGGUGCCAUAGUGACGGGCUGGUCCCUCACUCCUGAUGCCAGUGUUGGGGAGAGCGAGAGGGCUCGCGUGGGCACAGUAACGCUGGGUGACGUGGUGCACUGUGAGCAACAAUAUGCUCAGUAUGGCCUUCCCAUCAGUGUCUCCGAGAACAUGCUGUGUGGACGCUUGGGUCCUGGUGUCAGUCCUUCUAACAUCUGUCCAGCUGAGACUGGAGGGGUCCUGAUUGCUCCACCCACUUCCUCACACGACCUCGCCUCUUCACUGUUACCAAACCCCACUCAGGAGUGGAAGCUCCUGGGAUUGGUCAGUUUUGGGUAUGACUCACUAGACUGCAAUCCGGAACUUUAUACUGUCUACACACACAUCUCUAACUUCCUUGACUUUUUUGAGAGCAAUAUGAAGUAAUAAAAACAUUUGUAAUUUACUUUCACUUUCAACCACUGCCUCAUCUAUUCUGCCCUAAUAAUCCUUUCAUAUGUAGCUUGAUAUUAAGGCUGAACUAACACUGGACUAUGCUGCUCUGAGAAGACAGCAGGAGUUAGAAAGGGCAUUUAAUCUAGGCUGAGCUAGGACCAGUUUCACCUCGCUUCAUCUUUUGCUUAAAUAAAUAGCCAAAGUGACCAUAAAACUCACCUUACACUAUCAUCAAAAAGAAACUUUAACAACACUGACCUUUUGCUUAACCACAAGCAGGUCCUCAGGUAAUUGGGUGCUGUAAGAUUGACCAGAGAAACAAAUCUCCUGAUAUAUUUUAUGCCAGUGACAUUUGAUUUUCUGAAUAUUGAUUAUGUACAUAUAAUGUUUUAUUCAACAACUGUAAACAUGACACAGAAAGUAUGUAUAUUUUGUAUAGAAUUAUUGUGAACUUAUUGCCUAAAUAAAAUAAUAUGGUGGUUAUGCUGUAAAGAAAUAUUGGAUUGGGUUGUGUCUUUGUGGUCUAAUAAAUAAAUAAA
Molecule: messenger RNA, 4139 nt
Organism: Clarias gariepinus (North African catfish)
Lineage: Eukaryota; Metazoa; Chordata; Actinopteri; Siluriformes; Clariidae
Gene: pamr1b
Product: peptidase domain containing associated with muscle regeneration 1b
Exons: 14
Coding region: 76-3591 (1171 amino acids)
Biological process (GO): proteolysis
Molecular function (GO): serine-type endopeptidase activity
Source: RefSeq, a predicted model, not a curated record